ACUGGAACAGGGGUUAGAAUGGAGUCUGAGUGUGUGGCCCUUGCAGAAACCAUCAGUCCUGCUUUGGUCAAUCAGGAAGUGCAGUAAAAUCAUGAGUCUUCUGCCAUGGAGUGUCCAGCACCGCAGGAACUCAACCGAGGAGAACAGCUGACCUUCUGCUCAGAGCAGCCUCCCCUGUCCUGGUGUUAGAGCUGUGCAGAAGCAACACGAAGGAUACAAUGUUCAACCUGAAUGGUGCAAGAAGUCGGGGCUCUGUCCAAGAGCUGUUCCACGAGGAAGCACAGCAGGUAUCUCAAACACAGACCAAGCCCUGGUGGAAGAUCCAGCUGUUUGUGUGGGAGCCAGUGCUUUUUGGAACGUGGGAUGGUGUCUUCACCUCCUGCAUGAUCAACAUUUUCGGAGUGGUUCUUUUCCUGAGGACAGGAUGGCUCGUGGGGAACACUGGCAUUGUAAUGGGCAUGUUUCUGGUGUCCUUUGUCAUCCUGGUUGCCCUGGUGACAGUCUUAUCUGGAAUUGGGGUGUGUGAGAAGUGCAGCAUCGGAAGUGGAGGAGUCUACUCCAUGAUUUCUACUGUCCUUGGAGGUCAAAUAGGGGGAACCAUUGGCCUCCUUUAUAUUUUUGGCCAGUGUGUUGCAGGUGCCAUGUACAUCACGGGCUUUUCGGAGUCCAUCGCAGACGUGCUGAGCCUCAGCAACAUCUGGGCAGUGCGUGGCAUCUCCCUGGCUGUCCUGCUGGGCCUGCUGGGGAUCAACCUGGCUGGGGUCAAGUGGAUCAUCAGGCUGCAGCUCCUGCUGCUCUUCCUGCUGGCUGUCUCGACACUAGACUUUGUCAUCGGGUCCUUUACACACCUUGAUCCAGAACACGGCUUUGUUGGCUACUCUGAAGAGCUCAUGUUCAACAACACACUGCCAGACUACAGCCAGGGGGAGUCCUUCUUCAGUGUUUUUGGAGUGUUCUUCCCAGCUGCCACAGGUGUGAUGGCUGGAUUCAAUAUGAGUGGAGAUCUCCAGAAGCCUGCUGCCAACAUCCCCCUGGGCUCUCUGGCUGCUAUUGGCACCUCGUGGUUUCUGUACAUGGUGUUUGUUUUUUUGCUGGGAGCCAUUUGUACCCGACAGUCACUCCGCUAUGACUUCAUGAUAGCAGAGAAGGUAUCCUUGGUGGGUUUCUUGUUUUUGCUAGGGCUGUACAUCUCGUCCCUGGCCUCCUGCAUGGGGGGGCUGUACGGAGCACCCCGGAUCCUGCAGUGCCUCGCCCAGGAGAACGUCAUCCCCAUGCUCGCUUUCCUUGGACGUGGGAAAGGGCCCAACAAGACUCCAGUGGCUGCAAUUUGCUUAACAAGUCUCAUCACCAUGGCUUUCGUCUUCAUUGGGCAAGUGAACGUUCUGGCUCCCAUCGUCACCAUCACCUUCAUGCUGACAUACAUUGCCGUGGACUAUUCCUAUUUCUCGGUCUGCUUGAGCUCCAACAUCCAGCAGAAACCUGGCGAGACCCAGAUGGAAAAUGCCAGACCAGCUCACUCUUCCCAGCCUUUAAUUCUCGACAAGCCCUCCAGCUGUGCAUCAGAUGGGGUAAUUCAAAGCAGAUCAAACGGCACCUUGCUGGAAUUCACAAAAGACAUGGACCAGCUUUUUAAACCCUUUCGUAGCGAGCCAAGUGCUGACCAGAAAGGAGGAGCUGAGGGUUUAACCCCAAAAGCCAAACAAAAGAAGGCAAAGAAGCCAGCCAAGCAGAUGUUGGAAGACAGCUUUCUCCUGGAUCUCCAUCACAGCGCUCAGUAUUGCGGGGAUGAGACGGCGGAGCCCCUCGGUGACAGGCGGCAGGACCUGGCUGGGCAGGGCCGCUGCCCAUUGCCCAUGGCAGAUGCUCAGCUGACACCUGGGCUGCUGGAGCCCGAGGAGCAGCUGUGCAGUGAGGUGCCAGCACACUGUGGCCAGCAGGGGAAAGAAUCAUCUAUAAAGCAACAAAAUCCAGAGCUUGGAAUUCAGCAAAUACCAGAAUCUUUCUACUCCAGAUUCUGCAAUCACUGGGUUUCCUUUGCUGGUGCCAUCGUGUCCCUCAUCAUAAUGUUUGUCAUUCAGUGGAUCUACACCCUUGUCAGCCUGGGUGCAGCAGUUAUUCUGUAUUUCUACAUUGGCCAAGUGAGCCCAGGACUCCCCCUUGGAGCAGCAGCGAAUUUCAGUUUCUUUGGCUGGAUUAAGUCAGUUUUGAUCACCUUAUGCAGGAGGAGGCCAUCUCCCAGGGAGCAGAUCGUGGUGACACCGUCCUUUGCAACAGUUGGCAUGGAGACCACGCAGCUCACGGAGGAGAACGCAGACUUUGCCUCGCGGGACCGCUAUCACCGGUCCUCGCUUAUCACCACGGAGGAGCUUGGGAAUCAGUUCCAGUAAAGGACACACACACACAAAAAAACCCCAACCAAUCAAGCCAUCACUUUAAAGAGCCAUUUAGACAUGCAAAUGGCUGCCACGGUGCCUUGUGAAAUACUUGAAUCGAUACGAAGAGGAUGUGAAGUAGUUAUUGAACCAUUGGAGGCUUGUUGCUCUAGUGCAAACUGCAAAGUCGCUGGGUUUCAAAUCUUAUCCAAAACGAGGGGUGAAAAUUGCAAAAGCAAAGGGCCAGUCCAGGGAAGUGAUGAGUUAUUAAGGACAAUAUCAUCCUUUAAAAUAAAUCCAUUCUAAGCACUACUGAGCUCUAAAGACCAUCGCUGCUAUAAGGGCUUGCAACACACUGUUGCACGUGUCCUCUGGGUGCCUGGGGAUACUCUGUGCCUGGGAGCAGUGACCUGGGCUGCAGGAGCCAGUGCUCUGCCCUCACCUGUGCCACGGGUGGACGUUACCUCCCACAUCAAUUCACUUCUCUUGGCAGGAACUGACCUGCUUGCCACACAGUAAUUUCCUACCUCAGCAUUUCAGUUGCCAUGGUCUUAGGAAGUACUUUAAGGCGUUAGACAGACAGUAGGCCAGAAUCGGUGGCAAGUGCAAGAGGAUUAUGCAAUAUGUUUGUGACUGGAAACGCACCUUUAGAUGCAAUCAUGCAGCAAAAUGACCUCUACUGUAACACUGUGAAAUGAUGUCUUAGAAGCUCUUUGUAGUGAUUUCUCAUGUCCUUUCUGAUGUGACACCUGGGACCUGACAACAUAGAUGGGUCCAGCUCCCGGCUGAAGGGACAGAGGGUUCAGAAGUGCCUUAACAAAAUACAUUGAGCCUCAUCUUUGCUUGGAUGGCUUAAAGCCCAUUCCACCGUGAGCUCCCCCAAGGAGCCAUUUCCCCCACUGUGGUGAUGUGGAAUACGGGAGGUUGAGCUGAGGGUGCUGCGGGAUUUCCCACAUAGACCUUGGGGCUGGGGAGCAGUGACUGUGGGGUGAGGUCUUGCAUGGAUAUCCUCAUCCCUGUCACUUCAGCUCCCCAGGGAAAAUGCCUUCUGCUGAGCACUGUCCUGCCUGCAGGCAGCAGUCCUGGAAGAGAUCCACAGAGGUACGAGGGAGAGCUUUGGAUUGAGGCAAGUCCCAGCACUACAAAUCAGUUCUGAUGCUACAAGGAGGGGGGAAAUCACUGCCUUUCUCUUCCUUUCAUCUGAUUGUUUCAGCCUUUAGAUUAUUUAUUUCUCCUUCUGUGCAAUAAAAGUUU
Messenger RNA from Colius striatus (speckled mousebird), 3626 nucleotides. RefSeq names its product solute carrier family 12 member 8 (gene SLC12A8). Bases 219 to 2387 code for a protein of 722 amino acids. Gene Ontology annotation, molecular function: potassium:chloride symporter activity. Gene Ontology annotation, cellular component: membrane. Lineage: Eukaryota; Metazoa; Chordata; Aves; Coliiformes; Coliidae. The record is from RefSeq and is a predicted model, not a curated record. The transcript has 14 exons. Gene Ontology annotation, biological process: chloride ion homeostasis; potassium ion homeostasis; cell volume homeostasis.